ACAAUUGAUCUUAUUAUGCUCAUAACUUACCAGACUGAGAAUAACAUCGUCAGAUGUCUAGAUCCAGAUUAUGCUCAAAAGAUUAUUGAAGCCAUCGAUGAAGUUCAAGUUAAGGGAGACUCUGUCGGAGGCAUAGUGACAUGCAUUGCUCGAAAUGUUCCACGAGGGCUUGGAUGUCCAGUCUUUGAUAAAUUGGAAGUUGAUUUGGCAAAAGCUAUGUUGUCUCUCCCUGCAAUGAUGGGAUUUGAAAUUGGCAGUGGUUUUGCAGGAACUUUUUUGACUGGAAGUGAGCAUAAUGAUGAGUUCUUCAUGGAUGAGCAUGGCAAUAUACGGACACGAACAAACCGGUCUGGGGGUGUACAGGGAGGAAUAUCAAAUGGAGAAACCAUUUACUUGAGAAUAGCUUUUAAGCCAACUUCUACUAUUGCGAAAAAGCAGCAAACAGUGACAAGAGAUUGACAUGAAACUGGGC
This is a messenger RNA of Zingiber officinale, 472 nucleotides long. RefSeq names its product chorismate synthase 1, chloroplastic-like. Gene Ontology annotation, biological process: chorismate biosynthetic process; aromatic amino acid biosynthetic process. NCBI's taxonomy places the organism in Eukaryota, Viridiplantae, Streptophyta, Magnoliopsida, Zingiberales, Zingiberaceae. Gene Ontology annotation, cellular component: cytosol. The record is from RefSeq and is a predicted model, not a curated record. Bases 16 to 459 code for a protein of 147 amino acids. Gene Ontology annotation, molecular function: FMN binding; chorismate synthase activity. The transcript has 5 exons.